Molecule: messenger RNA, 942 nt
Organism: Porites evermanni
Lineage: Eukaryota; Metazoa; Cnidaria; Anthozoa; Scleractinia; Poritidae
Source: the annotation of a GenBank genome assembly
UGGGAAUAUUUAAUCAGCAACCUAAUUAUAAUCAAUCAUAUACGAAAGAAAAACGCCGGAAUUACUGGCCCUCAAGGACCUCCUGGCCCACCUGGCCCCGCUGGUGCUCAGGGUAACCAAGGUCCAAAAGGUGAUCAGGGUAUUCAAGGACCCAAAGGUGAUCAAGGUGCUACUGGUCCUACUGGCCCUAAAGGUGCUACUGGUGCAUCAGGCACUGGUUUUAAUCUCGCAUCAGAUGGGAAUUAUGAUAUAUCAAACAAAAAGCUGACAAGUGUGGCUAAGGGGACUGCUUCCAAUGAUGCCGUAACUAAAAAUCAACUUGAUACUAAACUAGCACUUUCUGGUGGAUUAAUGACCGGCAAUUUGGAUAUGAAUAGCAAAAGGAUAUACAAUGUAGCACAACCAGAUGGUGAUAAUCAACCAGCUACAAAAGUUUGGUCAGAAAAUAAAUUCCUGGAUAAGUCCAGUGGAGUAAUGGCUGGACCACUAAAUAUGUCCAAUAAUAAAAUUACUCAUCUUGCAACAGCAACAGCUAAUGGAGAUGCAGUAGACUUUGAGUUCUUUAAUAAAUAUUCCAUACCCGGGUCUAGAAUCAGACAUAACCAAUUCCAGGUUAACAAUACUAAUUUACUUGGUUUAGUACAAAGUGGAUAUGAAUAUUCUAGUGAAGCUGCUACUUUAGGGUGGUCUAAAAAUAAAUUUUUACAGAGAACUGGCAUUAAUUCUAUGACUGGUGAUUUGAAAAUGGGAAAUAAUAAAAUAACCAAUCUAGCCGACCCAACUGAUACUACUGAUGGGGUUAACAAAAAAUACAUAGAUGAUAAUUAUUUGAAACUGUCCGGUGGCACUAUGACUGGUCAUAUAAUAUUAAACAAUGCUGUUCUUACUUCACAAUAUCAAGCAAUAAGCCGGAACACUGGAAAUGCAUUUUUUGUACAAAUU